AUGUUCUGUUAUCUUUUACAGGAGUUGGUUGGUAACACAGCUGAACAGAGAAAUUGGCGUGGAAUAGCCAUUGCCUUGCUAGUUAUAGUUGUUGUCUGUGCCCUUAUUGUUACUGCUGUUAUCCUUGUUACUCCUAUGGUAGAUGAAGAUUUGGGUGAACUAUUUACAUUAGAUGACUAUUUUGAUAAAAAUUAUAAACCCAAAACAUUUCAUUCUACUUGGAUCAGUGAUGAUAAAUUUCUGUAUCGAAAUGAAGAAGGAGCACUGUAUGCAUACGAUUGUACAAAGAAUGCCACUACACUUAUUAUGGAUAACACCACCUUUAGACAGUUUGAUACACCUCAUUUUACCCUAUCAGCAGAUCGACAAUAUGUCCUCCUUAAAUAUGACUUAGCUCAGGUUUUCAGACAUUCCACUAUAGCUUCAUAUGUAGUUUACAACAUUAAUACAAAAGAUCCAUAUGAUUUGAAAGGUCCACAAGGAGAUGAUAAGAUCCAGUAUGUCACCUGGGCUCCCAAAGGACAUGCCCUGAUAUUUAUACAGAAUAAUAAUAUAUUUUAUAAAUCUGAUGUACAAGCUGUACCUGUUAUAAUAGCUGACGGGGGCAUACCUGGUGAAAUAUAUAAUGGUGUACCGGACUGGGUAUAUGAAGAAGAAAUAUUAAGUACAGAUAAUGCCAUGUGGUGGUCACCCAAUGCCACAUUUGUUGCCUAUGCUGUAAUUAAUGAUACCAGGGUACCCAAAUACUACUACCAAAUAUAUGGUAAUUUAGACAGUGCUUAUGGAGAACUUGCCAGUAUUGCUUAUCCAAAGCCUGGAUUUCCUAAUCCCACAAUCAACAUUAAGAUUGUCAAUGUUCUCAAUAAGAAAACGGUGGAGAUUGAACCUCCGUUGAGUUUUAAAAACAUAGAACAUUAUUUUACAUCAGUGAUAUGGAAAGAUGACCAAUCUAUCAUUGUUUCAUGGUUGAACAGACCCCAGAAUCAGUCCAUUGUAACAAUAUGUGAUGUUUCUGGUACUUGUAAAGAGAGCACAAGAGAAGAUGGACAUGGUGGCUGGGUGAGCAUGACGGGUGCUCCAAUAGUUUCACGAGAUGGUUUAAGAUAUUUUAUGAUUUUACCACAAAAAGAUGCAGAUGCUGGGUAUUUUAAUCAUGUAGCCAUGUUGGAAAAGAAGGUAGAGUUAAUGAUAUUUUUAACACAUCAUAGAUGGGAGGUAACAAAGAUAUUAGCAUAUGAUCAGGAAUUAAAGUUAGUUUAUUAUAUUGGUACCGGUGGAGAUCCUCGACAUCGUCAUCUCUAUAGAUCUUCACUAAGUCAUGAUAAAACCCCAUGUUUAGAAUUUGUUGGUCAAGUAUUGACAUCAUAUGUUGCUGAGAUUUUCCAACAUUUUGUUUUCUCCGUAUAUUUCAGCGUUAAUUUGGAACAUCAUUCAACAUGUUUAACAUGUAGUUUAAAUUCUGAUUGUCAAUAUGUAUCAGCUACCUUCAGUUCUUCGACACGAUAUUAUCUAUUAAAUUGUCUGGGACCAGGAGUACCUUAUACUACCCUACGAUCUGUAGCUGGAGCUCAGGGUAAAUUGAAUGGUUAUUUAUCAUUUUUAGUGGCUACAAUGGAAAACAAUACAAUGUUGAGAGAAAAAUUAUCUAAGAAAGCUUUACCAAGGGUUGAAUAUGUACAGAUAGAGGUUGAUAAAGGAUACAAAAUUUGGGGAAAGAUGUUAUUACCACCAGUACUAAAGAAAGAUGAAAUUACGAAAUAUCCGGUAGUUCUACAUGUGUAUGGAGGUCCAGGGAGUCAAAGAGUAACAGAGAAAUUUUCAAUUGGAUGGGAGACAUAUUUAACUAGUUCUCAGGAAAUGAUCUAUGUGUAUGCUGAUGGACGUGGUUCUGGUGGUCGAGGACAGAAAUUUUUACAUCAGAUCUACAGAAGAUUUGGUACUGUGGAGGUUGAUGAUGCCAUUGCUGCGGGAAAGCAUUUUUCCAAGUUACAUUAUGUGGAUGAUAAAAAGGUGGCUAUAUGGGGAUGGUCUUUUGGAGGUUUUGUAGCAGCUUCAGCAUUAGGAAAACAAACAGAUACAUUUCAAUGUGGUAUCUCUGUAGCUCCAGUUACAGACUGGAUUUAUUAUGAUUCAGUGUAUACAGAGAGAUAUAUGGGAUUACCACGAGCUGAUGAUAAUCUUCAAGGUUAUAAAGAUGCUAAUGUUUCUAAAAAUGUUGAAAAUUUUAAAAAUAGUAACUUCCUUUUAAUACAUGGUACUGGAGAUGAUAAUGUUCAUUUCCAGAAUUCAGCACAAUUAAUGAAAGCAUUAACAGAAAAAGAUGUUUAUUAUAGAACUCAGCUUUAUACAGAUAAACACCAUGGUUUAUUGGGAGGCAACACACGUCACCAUUUUUAUGAAACUAUGGAAGACUUUUUAUUUGAGUGCUUUAAAGGCUAUUCACAAAAACAUGGCAAAGAACCUCAACCUGUUGAGAAAAAACCCCAAACAUUAUAAAACUGGACAGCUUUGUUCAUUUUAAGUGCCAAUGUUAUUUUGAAUUACUUUGAUGUAUACUUCCUGCUGACCAACCUUUACUUCAUGUUGCUAUGGUGUUGGAGUUGACAUCUGGAUGUGAAUUAUCUGUGUUGCCAUAGUGAUAUGACAAAAAUAGUGUUACCAUGGUGAUGUUAUGAUGACAAAAAUAUCAUGGUGAAAUG
This is a messenger RNA of Lottia gigantea (owl limpet), 2699 nucleotides long. RefSeq lists its product as hypothetical. Gene Ontology annotation, molecular function: serine-type endopeptidase activity; dipeptidyl-peptidase activity. Gene Ontology annotation, biological process: proteolysis. NCBI's taxonomy places the organism in Eukaryota, Metazoa, Mollusca, Gastropoda, Lottiidae. Bases 1 to 2496 code for a protein of 831 amino acids. The transcript has 23 exons. The record is from RefSeq and is a predicted model, not a curated record.